CUGUCUGCCGUGCACAGCAUACUUGGGUAGAAGAAACCUGUUCCAGAGAAGUUGUUUGGGAACCUGGGGCAACAAAAGCAGUGUCAACGAUGAGCAGGCCUCCAGUCACCACCAACUACAGAUGACUUGCUAUUUUACUUACAAAGAUGUCGUCAACUGCUGAAAAUGGAGACGCUGUACCUGGAAAACAAAAUGAAGAAAAAACCUACAAAAAGACGGCCUCAUCAGCUAUUAAAGGUGCUAUCCAACUGGGAAUAGGAUACACAGUGGGCAAUCUCACCUCCAAGCCAGAACGUGAUGUCCUCAUGCAAGACUUCUACGUGGUGGAAAGCGUGUUCCUCCCCAGUGAAGGGAGCAAUCUGACCCCAGCACAUCACUACCCAGACUUCAGGUUUAAGACCUACGCUCCGCUGGCCUUCCGGUACUUCCGAGAACUCUUUGGUAUCAAGCCUGAUGAUUACUUGUACUCCAUCUGCAGUGAACCUCUGAUAGAACUGUCCAAUCCUGGAGCCAGUGGGUCCUUGUUUUUCUUGACCAGCGAUGAUGAAUUUAUUAUCAAAACAGUUCAGCAUAAGGAAGCAGAGUUCCUGCAGAAGCUGCUGCCGGGCUAUUACAUGAAUUUAAACCAGAAUCCAAGGACUCUUCUGCCAAAAUUCUAUGGGCUGUACUGCAUGCAGUCGGGCGGUAUCAACAUCCGCAUUGUAGUGAUGAACAAUGUCCUGCCGCGGGCCAUGAGGAUGCAUUUGACCUAUGACCUGAAAGGCUCCACGUACAAGCGAAGAGCAUCCCGAAAAGAGAGGGAGAAACCCAACCCCACGUUUAAGGACCUGGACUUCCUGCAGGACAUGCACGAGGGGCUGUAUUUCGAUACAGAAACAUACAAUGCCCUUAUGAAGACCCUACAGAGAGACUGCCGGGUUCUGGAAAGCUUCAAGAUCAUGGACUACAGCCUUUUGCUGGGUAUCCACAUCUUGGACCACUCCCUCAAGGACAAAGAAGAGGAGCCCCUCCAAAAUGCGCCUGAUGCAAAGCGGCCAGGGACGCAGAAAGUCCUCUACUCCACAGCCAUGGAAUCCAUCCAGGGUCCAGGCAAGUCUGCAGAUGGGAUCAUCGUAGAGAACCCAGACACAAUGGGAGGCAUUCCAGCUAAAAGCCAUAAAGGAGAAAAACUGCUUCUAUUCAUGGGCAUUAUUGAUAUUCUUCAAUCAUAUAGGUUAAUGAAGAAGUUAGAACAUUCCUGGAAAGCUCUUGUUUAUGAUGGGGACACUGUUUCAGUUCAUAGACCAAGUUUUUAUGCAGAUAGAUUUUUAAAGUUUAUGAAUUCCAGAGUUUUCAAGAAAAUUCAAGCCCUGAAGGCCUCACCUUCUAAGAAACGCUGCAACUCCAUCGCUGCACUGAAGGCAACCUCCCAGGAGAUUGUGUCCUCCAUCAGCCAGGAAUGGAAGGAUGAAACACGGGAUUUGUUAACCGAAGGACAGAGUUUCAGCAGCCUGGAUGAAGAAGCCCUGGGAUCCCGACACAGGCCCGACCUGGUGCCCAGUACUCCAUCAUUAUUUGAAGCUGCUUCCUUAGCGACCACAAUAUCAUCUUCUUCCUUAUAUGUUGGUGAACACUAUCCACACGACAGGACGACGCUUUACUCAAACAGCAAAGGGUUAGCUUCCAGUUCAACCUUCACCUUGGAAGAGGGGACCAUCUACCUGACUGCUGAGCCCAACACCCUGGAAAUACAGGACGACGCCUCUGUGCUGGACGUCUAUUUAUAAGUGACGUGGUAACCACCUGAGCACAGGAACGGGACCUGAACACAGCUAUGGGAGAGAACUUCCCCCACUGCAGAAUUCUUCAGAAGAGCAGAGCUGGACCUUGAAGCUUAUGAGAUGUCAGGGAGCCUCGGUCCGUAGACAAUCAGCAGAUGGAUAUGAAAAUCCCACACCAUUUUGUGGGUGCUGUUGCUUGCUAACUGUGAAGACCUGCAUGAACUCUAUCUAAGCUGCUUUUCUAUACCAUUGCCAAUCACCCUUUCGGACUGGGAAGCGCUAUUUUCCUAUAGGCUUUCUGGGUGUUUCAUUCUGCAUGCAUAGAGUGAUUACAAAUAAGCAACCUAUGGAAUCUGCUUCUAUAUUUUUAAAAAAAAAUCCAUCCAUACAAAAUGAUAAAUAAGAUAUAAAUCCUCUGUUUCAAAGAUUCUAAUCAUAGCCCAUGUCAUUGAAAGCUUCAAUCUGUUUUCCUUUAAAGAUCAGUAUAAUAGGUCUGCCUUUACUUUAUAGAAAGCCAGCUUCUAUAAAGAUUUUUUUCACUGUUUACUAGUGAAAUGAGAAAAGCAAAGCUAUUUAUAAAAGGCCUUAUGUCUUGUAUAUACAUUGUCUUUGAAAUAUUUGUGAUUUAGUUUAUUGCUUGUAAAAGAGAAAUUAUAUAAUUUAUUUAGUAAAUACUACUGUAAACUAUAGUUUUAUUGAAAGAAAUAAAAUAUUUUGUUCUCAA
Molecule: messenger RNA, 2484 nt
Organism: Apodemus sylvaticus (European woodmouse)
Lineage: Eukaryota; Metazoa; Chordata; Mammalia; Rodentia; Muridae
Gene: Pip5k1b
Product: phosphatidylinositol-4-phosphate 5-kinase type 1 beta
Exons: 15
Coding region: 147-1766 (539 amino acids)
Biological process (GO): phosphatidylinositol metabolic process
Molecular function (GO): phosphatidylinositol kinase activity
Source: RefSeq, a predicted model, not a curated record